ACUGUGCAUGCGCGGCCCCGGGAGCUUGUAGCGCGGCGAUCGGCGGUGUGCUGUGUCCCUCGUCAAUGGAAAGAGUCGAAGAUGUCGGCUCGGUCAUGUGAGCACCUGUGUCCAUUCAUAGCUGAUCACAUGGGACAUGUACACUGAUCAUCAGGGCACUGAUGAUAAGUGUGCCCUGAUGAUCAGUGUAGCUCCAGCAGUGCCACCUGUCAGUGUCCAUCAGUGCCAGCUGUCAGUACUCAUCCAUGCCACCUGCCAGUGUCCAUCAGUGCCACAUCAAUGCCACAUAUCAGUGCCUACCAGUGCACAUCAAUGCCACAUAUCAGUGCCCAUCUGAGCUGCUUUUCAGUGUCACCCAUCAGUG
Messenger RNA from Staurois parvus, 364 nucleotides. The record is from the annotation of a GenBank genome assembly. NCBI's taxonomy places the organism in Eukaryota, Metazoa, Chordata, Amphibia, Anura, Ranidae.